Messenger RNA from Vicia villosa (hairy vetch), 1116 nucleotides. RefSeq lists its product as uncharacterized. The transcript has 5 exons. Bases 1 to 1116 code for a protein of 371 amino acids. The record is from RefSeq and is a predicted model, not a curated record. Lineage: Eukaryota; Viridiplantae; Streptophyta; Magnoliopsida; Fabales; Fabaceae. Gene Ontology annotation, molecular function: nucleic acid binding; zinc ion binding.
AUGAUUCUUCCAACCGAUUCUUGUGACACUUUUGUGGCUGGAAUAUUAUCACAGUUAGUUACAGAUCUUUCUUUACUUCAUAAAGAGGAAAAAUUGAGAGAUUCUCCUAACCUUGCCAAUGCUUGUGGUGCAUUAACUGUGAUCGAGAGAGGUGCAAUACCAGCAUUGCCCACAAAGGAAACUGUUCUGAAUGCGCUGGUUCAAUUCAAAAUCCGUAAGUUAAAGUGUAUCUAUUUGUCUUUGGUUGAACAAAAUAAGCAGGUUCAGCCUGCUUCUGCGUUUUGUCUUGCUACUGUUAUUCACAACGCACAUAUUUCUCUAUUGCACAACAUAGAGGCGAGUGCUGAAUUUUUAAAGUGCAUCAAGUUUGGGAAUGGGUUGCACUUUGAGAUCAAGAAAGCGGUUGGUUACCAGAAGAUAUGUGUCUUUGCUGAUUUGGUUGAUUGUUACCGGAUUUAUGAGGAGGAUAGUAAUGCUCACUAUAAGAUGAGUGGGCAUACAACUCCUGAGUGUAAGCAUAAGGAAGUCAUAUGUUUCAAUUGUGGCGAAGAAGGGCAUAUUAGUACUCAGUAUCAAAAACCAAAGAAGGCACCAGGCAGUGGAAAGGUGUUCUCUUUGGCUGGGACUCAGACAGGCAAUGAGGACGGACUUAUCAGAGGUACAUGUUUCAUUAAUAAUACUCCUUUAGUCACUAUUAUUGAAACUGGUUCUACUCAUUGCUUUAUUGCUGCUGAUUAUGUUAAAAGAUUGAAUCUUGCGUUGUCUGCUAUGAAUGUAGAGAUGGUUGUCGAUCUUCCAGGUAAGGGAUCGGUGACUACUUCUCUUGUGAGCUUAAAGUGUCCCUUGUCGAUCUUCGACAAAGACUUUGAUGUUGAUUUAGUUUGUUUGCUGUUAAGAGGGUUGGAUGUGAUAUUAGUCGGUGAGGUUUCUACUCAUGAAGAGGAGGGAGUUGAUUUGUUAUCUGCUAGACAGUUACGACAGUUGAUGAAAGAAGAAGUUCAGGUGUUCUCGUUGAUGGCGUCGUUGUCUGCUGAGAAUCAAGAUAUAAUUGAGGAAUUGCAAGUGGUGUGUGAAUUUCCUGAAGUUUUCCCUUAUGAAAUUCCUGAUAGUUUGUGA